AACUUGUGCAAUUGGUGAUUCGUGGUUAUGGCGUAAAUUGGUUUGUGAAUAGAAAUAGAAGAAAAACUGAUUGUUCUAGAAAAUAAAUUAUGGCUGCAAGAGGGGAAAGAGGAGUUGGGAGAGUUCUUGAUAAGUUAGAAGCUUCUGUGAACUCUGGCCAAUACUAUGAAGCACAUCAAAUGUAUAGAACCUUAUAUUUCAGAUAUCUUAGUCAAAAGAAAUACGAGGAUCUAUUGAAUUUAUUGUACAAAGGUUCUUCACUGUUACUACAGCGCGAUCAGCAGGGAAGUGGAGCAGACUUAGCAAUAUUGCUAAUAGACGUCUUGAACAAAUCAGAAACUGAACCAUGCAGCGAUUGGAUCGAGAAAUUAGGAAAGUUAUUCGAAUUAAUGAGUGCUAGUAUCCCUGAAAGAGAGUCAUAUCUUACCAAUGCAGUGAAAUGGUCCAUGGACAAUAACAAAAAGGGCCAUCCAUUACUACACAAGAAAAUAGCUGAAGUUUAUUGGAAAGAGAAGAAAUACACGGCUGCACACAGACAUUUCCUGCAUUCAUGUGAUGGUUCAGCAUAUGCUACUAUGCUGGUUGAAUUACACACAACAAAGGGACUAAAAUCUGAAAUAGAUUUAUUUAUUGCUCAGCCCGUUCUACAGAUUCUCUGUUUACGGAAUGUACAAAUGGCGAACGAAACAUUUAACAAAUACACUGGCCUACAUCCUAGAAUUAACAACAAUAAAGGACCACCAUACCUAUUCCCUUUAUUAAAUUUCCUGUGGUUCCUAUUACGUGCUGUUGAACAAAAACAAGCAAAUCAAUUUAAAAUAUUAAGAAAUUGGUAUGCUAUAAGUAUUAAAAGGGAUCCAAACUACUCUGUUUAUCUAGACAACAUUGGCCGCAUAUGGUUUGGUAUAGAAAUACCACCUGACAAUAAGAAUCCUAACUCAGUAUUUGGAGGAAUCCUGAAAUCUAUAAUUGGUGACGCGGACAGUUCUGAUGAAGAAGGAGAGUAUGUUGGCAGGAAUGGUGCUGCCCCAGAAUUAGAUUGAAGCACUGGAAGAAUCACUUCAUGGCAUUUGUUUUCAUUGACAUAUCAACUAAGUCACAUUGAUUACAAGUUGCUUAAAUAAUCCUUUUAAAACAAAGUUUAAUGAGGUCCUCCUCAAUGUUUUUACAGAAUUAUUAUCCUUUCUAACAACUAGCAAUGUUCAAUACAAUGAUACCUUUGUUGAAAAUUUCUAAACAAGUCUUUGAUAAACCAGACUACAAAUUACUAGAAUAUUUUGCAUUUAUUUAAAUGUUGCUUAGGUAUAGGAUAAUUGAGCAAUUAAUUACAGAUUAUUUUUAACUUAUAAAUUAAAUUGUUAAAGUGCGUGAGGCGGGAUAUUAGUACAAGCUCUUAAGGGCUGUUUAUUAUUUGAAUCAAUACACGCAAGGAACUAGAUAGAGUAAUUAUUGUGCUAGAACACUGUUAAAUCACCAUACUGCAUGCGCGUGAUGAAAUCACACAUUGACGCAGUGGAAAGUUUCUACAAUUUAUAAUGAAGCAUUGUUAGCAGUUUUGGCCACAUACAAAUUUCCUACAGGAUGUAGUCACGUUCCAAUGACGUAAGAGGUCAAUUUAUUGAACUUGCUAUGUAAAUAACAUUCUUUGCUUCUGCUUUGUCAUUAAAAAAGUUAGGUUAUGAAAUACUAGGUGGAAAUAUUAAGGUGUAAAAAUUGUUUAACAUUUAAUUUAUUGAUAACAAAUUUAUAGUCAUACAAUCAUUAGGUACAUUUUAUUAGGGGUAAUUCAGUUUACAAUUUAUAGUUAACUGCAGAAAACUUAUGUUGUACAUAAAAAUAUUUUUGAACUUUCACUAGCUAUUAAUUGUAUAACUGAAUUAUUUUAUGUGCGGAUAAUCAUAAAAUACAUGAUAAUGAUUUUAAA
This is a messenger RNA of Trichoplusia ni (cabbage looper), 1924 nucleotides long. Its product is annotated as Golgi to ER traffic protein 4 homolog. The transcript has 4 exons. The record is from RefSeq and is a predicted model, not a curated record. Gene Ontology annotation, biological process: protein insertion into ER membrane. Gene Ontology annotation, cellular component: cytosol; BAT3 complex. Gene Ontology annotation, molecular function: protein binding. Lineage: Eukaryota; Metazoa; Arthropoda; Insecta; Lepidoptera; Noctuidae. The coding region runs from base 90 to 1043 and encodes 317 amino acids.